Sphaeramia orbicularis (orbiculate cardinalfish) is the source of this 2516-nucleotide messenger RNA. It is a transcript of the gene glb1l, whose product is annotated as galactosidase, beta 1-like. The record is from RefSeq and is a predicted model, not a curated record. The coding region runs from base 157 to 2064 and encodes 635 amino acids. Gene Ontology annotation, molecular function: beta-galactosidase activity. The transcript is spliced from 16 exons. Gene Ontology annotation, biological process: carbohydrate metabolic process. Lineage: Eukaryota; Metazoa; Chordata; Actinopteri; Kurtiformes; Apogonidae.
AGUGGAGCGGGCGACACAACACUUCUCUUCCUCAGUUUAGAGUCAUGCAGGACUCAGAGCAUCACAAAAACCCCCACAGACAUUAAACUGCAACAACAUAACCCACAGCACAGAUGUAUUCACCUUAGGGCCGGUCGUCGCUCGUGAACGGAGGCCAUGGCUGCGGGCUUUUUGACGUUUGUUGCACUGAACUUUGCCUGUUUAUGUGUCAGUGGAAACUUGGCCUCAGGAAAAAGAUCCUUCUCUAUAGACUACAAAAACAACUGUUUCCUCAAAGAUGACCAGCCUUUCCAGUACAUCUCAGGCAGUAUUCACUACUCCAGAAUCCCACAGUACUACUGGAAGGACCGGCUCCUGAAGAUGUACAUGACUGGGCUCAAUGCUGUCCAAGUAUAUGUGCCAUGGAACUUCCAUGAAGGAGCCCAGGGGGUGUACAACUUCACAGGAGACAGGGAUUUGGAGCAUUUCUUGAAUCUGGCCAAUCAGACGGGACUUCUGGUCAUUCUGCGUCCAGGCCCUUACAUCUGUGCAGAAUGGGAAAUGGGUGGGCUUCCAGCGUGGUUACUCCAAAAGCCAAACAUCAUACUUCGCUCAGCUGACACAGAUUAUUUGCAGGCAGUCAGCAACUGGUUCGCUGUCCUCCUCCCAAAAAUUAAGCCAUGGCUCUACAUCAACGGGGGGAACAUCAUCAGUGUCCAGGUUGAGAAUGAAUACGGAAGUUAUUAUGCUUGCGACUACAACUACAUGCGUCACCUGCAAACCCUGUUCCGCUUCUUUCUGGGUGAGGAUACGGUCUUGUUCACCACUGAUGGGAACACAGAUAAGGAGAUGACAUGUGGGACUCUGGAAGGAUUAUACGCCACUGUGGACUUUGGUACAGACACCAACAUUUCCGAAGCCUUCAAGCGGCAAAGACGGUUCGAACCUCGAGGCCCCCUGGUGAACUCAGAGUUCUACACCGGCUGGUUGGACCACUGGGGAGAUCAGCAUGCUAGGGUUACCACUGAGAAGGUUAGCAAAGUGCUAGGAGAAAUGCUAACCAUGGGGGCCAACGUCAACAUGUACAUGUUUGAAGGCGGUACUAACUUCGGCUACUGGAAUGGUGCUGAUCAUGACAGACGGUUCCGCUCAGUUGUGACCAGUUAUGACUAUGACGCCCCGCUGUCGGAGGCAGGAGACCCCACAGAGAAGCUGCUGGCUAUCAGAGAUGUCAUUAAACAGUUUCGAGAUAUUCCCGCUGGACCCAUGCCUCCUGCCACUCCAAAGUUUGCCUACGGCUUUGUGACUCUUAAAAAGGUUGGAAGCGUCAGUGCUCUCUUGAGCACCCUGUCGCCCAUGGGACCUGUCCAGUCCCACUAUCCUCUGACAUUCGAAGAGAUGAAACAGUACUAUGGAUACAUGCUGUACCGGACCACGUUGCCCAGGGACCUCUCAGAGCCCACGCCACUUAUCUCUCCACUGAAUGGGGUUCAUGACCGUGCAUAUGUGUCCGUCAAUGGGGUUUAUCAAGGUCUGUUGCAGAGAGACACAGCGCUGGUGAUGAACGUCACUGGACACCAGGGGGACACAGUGGACAUCCUUGUUGAGAAUAUGGGCAGGGUUAACUUUGGGAGCAAGAUCAACGAUUUCCAGGGCCUGUUGAGUAACCUGAUCUUGGGUAAAGAUGUACUGACUGAUUGGAAGAUUUACUCAUUGGACAUUGAUGGCGCUAUCACAGGGGGGUGGCCACAUUCAGCCCGUAAACAGUCCAACCCCCCCAUGAAGAAAGAACUUUCAUUUGGGCCAAACUUGUACAUGGGGACAUUUCCACCAAAUGGCCUGUCGUGGGACACUUUUCUCAAGCUCAAUGAAUGGACAAAGGGUCAGGUCUGGAUUAAUGGUAUGAACCUGGGUCGAUACUGGCCAGCCAGGGGUCCUCAGCAGACCCUUUAUGUCCCCGGACCCCUGCUCAGCUCCAACCAGCCCAACAACAUCACGGUGCUGGAACUGGAGGGGGCUCCGGCACACCUGCGGGUCCUGUUCAUGGACCGGCCUCAGCUCAAUGCCACUACUGACAAGUCUUGACAGAGUUUUGUUACAUAGGUCUAAUUCUGUGCAGCGGAGUUUCUCAACACCCAGCUCAGAGGAAUCAUUCUGCCAGUGGCUGUUAUAGUGUCUGUACAUGAACAUGCUCCGAGGCACGAUGCUUUGUUCCAUAUAAUUUCUGUAGCAACAUUUUAUCAUAACCACUCGAGAUUUCAGUGUUUCAUAUGUUGGCAUUUGUUUACUGCUCUGCAAUUCAGACAUUAUACCGUCAUCUGCUUUCAACUUGGGCCUGUGGAACAAAUGACACAAACAGAAUUACUGUGUAUUUUUAUUGCAUUUGAUUCUUUUUUAGCUUUAAAUAAUUUUAAACAUUGUGAACAAAUGUUUCUUUUACUACAUUUGCAUCCAGUUAACAUUCUGUUUAUUUAAUUUUAGACACUAAGGUGGUGUCUCAAAUCAUCUGCCAUAAUAAAAAAUACCUUUGAAAUGUG